UAGGAAAAUGGGUCUUGACUCAUCUCUCUUUUACUUAGCAUUAUUUUCAUUGGUUUCUCAUAUUAUUUAUAUGUAUGCUUUAGGGGUUCCCCAUAGAUAAAUUAAUGUUGGAUGGCUGGUGGUUUCUAGGCAUUCAAAGAACACAAAUGGAUCGUGGUAAAAUCUAGUAUCUUACAGAGUAACAAGAGGUACGUGGUUAUGAUGGGAAAGUUGAGAUUUGGGAGGGUAUUGGACCGUUUAUGUUUUUCUUCUGGUUCUGGUUUUGGCUCGGGUUCUUGUCUCUGUGUUAGUACUAACUAUGGAAACGACGAAAAAGAAGAAGAAGAAAAAUACGAAAAAAAGCCACUAAUUGCAAAAACUGAUGAAGAAGUUGGUCCAUUGUUGAGACUCAAAGACAUUAUAGCUGGAACCCCUUCUCUGGCUUUCCAACUUAAGCCUAAGAUGGUGGUUCUGAAAGUAUCCAUGCACUGUAAUGGUUGCGCAAGAAAGGUUGAGAAACAUAUAUCGAAGAUGGAAGGAGUGAGUUCAUAUCAAAUAGACUUCGAAACAAAAAUGGUGGUUGUUACGGGAGACAUUGUUCCUUUUCAAGUAUUGGAAAGCAUUUCCAGAGUCAAACCUGCUGAGCUUUGGAACACUCCAUCCUCGUCCCCCUUGUAAUGACCUGAUUAUAUUUCACGUUGCUCGUGAAAUAUUUUCAUUGUGAGUUUAUAAAUACUUUGAACACCUACUUUAAUAUUAUAUGCAUUAAAGAUGAGUCGAGUAGUUAUAAAAAUCCUCCCACUCUUGAUUAUAUAUGUCAACCUGUUUAUCUUCACCAGUUAAAAGUGUGUCAAUUAAUAUUUUGUUACGUGUAAAGCGAAAAAAUUAGGUUAUCUUCCCCUUCUAUGUUCUUCUUUUUCCUGGUGUAUUGGUACCAGUGGCAACCAACUAGGACUAUUAACUAGUUGGCAACCAACUUGGGCAUGUUCGAUCAGUAUUUGGUUCCUAUUA
Molecule: messenger RNA, 990 nt
Organism: Olea europaea var. sylvestris
Lineage: Eukaryota; Viridiplantae; Streptophyta; Magnoliopsida; Lamiales; Oleaceae
Product: heavy metal-associated isoprenylated plant protein 45
Exons: 3
Coding region: 199-657 (152 amino acids)
Molecular function (GO): metal ion binding
Source: RefSeq, a predicted model, not a curated record